AUGCUUCUACCGGAUAAGGGAGGGAAUACGGCGAAAUGCCUUUCGAUCCUCCUGCUCUUCGUCGGGUUGGUUGCUGGUCAAACUUCCACGGCUUCCUUCUCGCCCUCGAAUGAUACUUUGCCAUCUAGCAUGACGAACCCGGAUUUUGAAUUGUCUUUGACGUCUGGGAAUAGCGAUCUCUUGGUCAGGAAUAUGUACAACAUUGCCCCGCUCACUGCUGAGGCGGGAAUAGGACAAACUGAGACUGCUGUAAAUCAAAUUAACAUCAACGGACCUAUUGUCCCCAUAGAUGCGUCAAAUGCGAGUAAUCUAUCCAUCACCGAUAUAGCAUACAUGAAUUGUGAUCCAAACGAAAGCUCCAACAUUGAUUCAACACAAGCUAUUAUCAUGGCAGGAAAUGCGCGGCCAAAGGCCAUAUUAUUGUAUAGCUUAUACUCACAGGAGUGUAGCAUUACUGGCGAUUCUACUUAUAAAACAAUUUAUACCAUGGUGUCUGCCUCCGAUUCAAUGGCUUUAUUUGUUACUUUGAACAAUUAUACCAACGGCUCAUUGGUCGCAAGAUUCGUACCCAACCAAAGCUCGUCAGAUAUAGGUUCGGCAUCGCAAACUAGUAACAACGGAGGACCGCCACCAACUACAGCUGUUGCCAUGAGCAUUCUAUACAGUAUCACUGGAAUUAUCACUUUGCUAUUCUUGAUAAUUAUAGCCACGGGAGCCAUUCGCGCUCACAGGCAUCCGGAAAGAUAUGGGCCACGGAACGCUCCAGGAAGACCAAGGCAAAGUCGAGCAAAGGGUCUUGCGCGAGCUAUGUUGGAAACUCUACCCAUUGUGAAAUUCGGGGAUCCAGAACCGGGGAAACCAGGGAGUACUGAUAUUGAAUUGGAGAAUGGCAGUGUUCACCAUGUUCCUGUUACUUCUACAACAGAUGCCACGGCCAGUGACACAUCAAAAUUUCCGGUUACCGCGGCAGCAACUUCCGAGAAGGGUUUGGGUGCACAUCCUGAGUCAGGGGAUAACGAAGCAUCGGCGGCCACGAAGGAGACCGAGCUUUUACAAUGUUCGAUUUGUACAGAAGAUUUCGCUACCGGUGAAGACGUUCGAGUGCUUCCAUGUCAUCACAAAUAUCAUCCUGCUUGCAUAGACCCUUGGCUAUUGAAUGUCUCAGGAACUUGUCCAUUAUGUCGCCAUGACCUCCGACCUACAGCAACCCAUGCCCAAUCUGCAGAUGAUGAACUUCCUCCUCCACUUGAUGCGGGUGAAGGAGAAGCAGCUAGUCAACACACAGCUGGUACUUCUGAAAACGGAGAGACCAGCUCUCGUAGUCGCGUUUCUCGUCUUAUGCAUCUUCGCAAUGCUCCUCCCGAGGAGAGUAUUGCUACCCUUCGCGAAUUUGCACGUGAGCAAUCCCAACAAGAAGUGGCUGCACCAAAUCAAGACGGACUCGAAGAACAAGGCAGAAGAGCUAGCCUUGCAGGUCGACUCCGAACCACUCUCCGAAUAAGAACACGAGCACAAGCACCCACUGUGCCCGAAACGACAGCAACAACAUGA
This is a messenger RNA of Botrytis deweyae, 1551 nucleotides long. RefSeq lists its product as uncharacterized. The record is from RefSeq and is a predicted model, not a curated record. NCBI's taxonomy places the organism in Eukaryota, Fungi, Ascomycota, Leotiomycetes, Helotiales, Sclerotiniaceae. The transcript has 3 exons. Bases 1 to 1551 code for a protein of 516 amino acids.